Messenger RNA from Cryptomeria japonica (Japanese cedar), 3338 nucleotides. RefSeq names its product protein DETOXIFICATION 48. Gene Ontology annotation, biological process: xenobiotic detoxification by transmembrane export across the plasma membrane. The transcript has 2 exons. The record is from RefSeq and is a predicted model, not a curated record. The coding region runs from base 1208 to 2998 and encodes 596 amino acids. Gene Ontology annotation, cellular component: membrane. Gene Ontology annotation, molecular function: xenobiotic transmembrane transporter activity; antiporter activity. Lineage: Eukaryota; Viridiplantae; Streptophyta; Pinopsida; Cupressales; Cupressaceae.
CAACCGACAAACAAAGCGACGGUUCAAUUGUGGGUUAUACUAAGAGUACUAGAAGAGUUUACCACCAUGCUUUGAUUGAAACCAGAAAGAGGGACAAACACUUACGCCUACAUAGAUUCUGUGAUACCCAUUUACUCCGCCUGCCUGCCCGCCCGCCAGCCCGCCCGCCAAGGAAGCUCGUAUGGUGAACACCAAUAUGUGAGGAAACUGUCCAAAACGAUGACUUUGUUUCUAUAAAUUGAAGCUUGCCUUGAUUGAGAGGAAGUUUUCAUUUUUGAUACUACCUAUUAAACAGGAGGGAGAGAGCUGUUUUGUUCCAUUUUCGAGGGGUGACGUUUCAAGUUGGUCCUGUAGAGAACGCCUGCCUUUAGAAUGGAAGUGCUUUCUGUGUGUAGGUAGUAUCAGUUUUGAUUAGUUAAAGGGAUUGAUUGAUCGUCAAGUUGGUACUUUCUCCUUUACCUCAAUUGAGGACAAAAUUACUAGUUUCACCUCAGUUUAGGUAAUCUCUUACAGACUGGCUAACGGAUGUUUCGGGAAGCCAAUCUACAAAGAUUCUCAAAUUAAGAAGUCAUUCGUGUCAGAGGCUCAGAGUUUUAAAAUAAAGGGAAAUAAAAAGAGAUUCUUGAGCACCGGGGGGGGGUUUAAGUCGCAUAAAUAUAUAGUGGCGAUGAAGAGAAGGGUAUUCAUUAGGUGGCAUCACAUAAACGAGAGCUCUAUCUAUACUUUGUAGGCUUCGUUUAAUCCCCUUUGUAAUAACCAGCCGUUGGAAGGCAGGCAGACAGACAUUAGCAUAGCAUAGCAUAUAUCAUAUUUGCUUUGCUUGCUUGUUUGCUUGCUUUGCUUAUCCAUCAAGGAAGAGAGGAAGUGGAGUGAUCGGUGGUCAGGCCUGCUGCCUCUGCCUCUGCCAAAUCUCCUGCUUUGCUUACGUAAAGUAGGGAGGUGAAUUCAAUGCAUCGAACUUCGUGAUCGGAGAACAUUGGUCGAUCUAUAUCUUGCCCAUUUCUCUAAAAUACCAUACAGAUCAAAGCUUCAUGAGUUCCUUAACAACGUCGAUCAUCAUCAUCUAUAAUGCAUUAAAGCUUGCUGCUGCUGCUUCUUGUGGUUCUGCUUGAUCCACCGUUGUAGGCUAGAGUGAGUAGUUGUUGUUCAACGUAUAGGUUGACUAGAAUAAUUUUAAAAAAAAGGUGCAGUCCAAGGUAGAAGAAUCAUGUGUAGGCAACCAAGUUGUGCGAGCGGUGAAGAUGGCUGUGGUGCCUUGCACCUGUGCCAGCAGCCAGCCAUGGCACAACAAGAACUCUUUUUCUUCUCUAUCGAAGAUGGCUACCCUGAUACCCACGAAAAGAAUUGGAAGCAGCAGGAGUUGGAGGAUGACAACGAGCUCAAGCGGUGGCCAACACCUAUCGAGAUUGUUGAAGAAAUGAAAGCAAUAAGCAGAAUUUCGGGGCCCAUGGUGUUGACUGGAUUGCUGCUGUACUCGAGAGCAAUGGUAUCGAUGCUGUUCCUGGGGCGGCUAGGAGAGCUAGAGUUGGCAGGUGGGUCGCUCGCUAUUGGAUUUGCCAACAUAACUGGGUACUCAGUGAUUUCCGGAUUGGCUAUGGGAAUGGAGCCCAUAUGCGGCCAAGCAUACGGAGCCAAACGAUGGAGUCUUCUGGGCAUCACUCUUCAGAGGACAAUACUCAUUCUCCUCUGUGCUUCAGUGCCCAUUGCUUUCCUCUGGCUCAACAUGGAGCGAAUCCUUCUCUGGUGCGGACAAAACGAGCAGAUUACCCAAAUGGCGGGGGUUUACAUAACCUUCUCUCUACCCGACCUGCUAGCCCAAGCGUUUCUCCACCCUCUCAGAAUUUACUUGCGGACGCAGAACAUCACCAUCCCCCUCACGUGCUGUGCAACAGUGGCUGUUCUCUUGCACGUUCCUAUAAAUUUCAUACUGGUGGUGUACCUCAAGAUGGGGAUCAGAGGGGUAGCGAUUGCGGCCGUUUGGACAAAUCUUAACAUUGUUUUUUCACUGUUGGGAUACUUGUGUUUGUCUGGAGUGUACAAAAAGUCGUGGGAGGGAGUCUCCAAGGAGUGCUUGAAGGGAUGGAGGUCAUUACUCAGCCUAGCAAUACCAAGCUGUGUUUCUGUUUGCCUAGAAUGGUGGUGGUACGAGUUGAUGAUCAUUCUCUGCGGAUUGCUGGUGAAUCCCACCGCCACAUUGGCCUCCAUGGGAAUUCUGAUCCAAACAACUGCCUUGGUCUAUAUCUUCCCCUCAUCCUUGAGCCUGGGAGUUUCUACUCGAGUAGGAAACGAGCUCGGAGGCAACAGGCCUGCUAAGGCCCGGAUUGCCAUGAUCGUUGCGCUUUUGUGUGCUGGCGUGUUGGGUUUGCUGGCCAUGACGUUCACAACAACAAUGCGGCACAGAUGGGGCAGAAUGUUUACGCAAGACACGGACAUCCUGCAGCUAACUUCCCUUGCCCUGCCUAUCGUGGGGUUGUGUGAACUGGGCAACUGCCCGCAGACGACAGGGUGCGGGGUUCUUCGAGGAUGUGCAAGGCCCAGCACGGGUGCCAACAUAAACCUGGGCUCAUUCUACUUCGUGGGCAUGCCCGUAGCCAUUCUCAUGAGUUUCGUAUUCAACACGGGAUUCACGGGUCUCUGGCUCGGUCUUCUGGCAGCGCAGGCCUCUUGCGCCGCCCUCAUGCUCUACGUGUUGCUCUCCACCGACUGGAUUCUGCAAGCUCAGAGGGCUAAAGACCUCACUGGCGCACAUCAGAUGGAACACGAAUCCUUCAAGUUUCAAGAAACCUGCCACAAAGCAGCUCACGACAACCACGCUUCUGCCACUGCCCCUGCCCUUGCCCUUGCCCCUGCCACUGCCCCUGCCCCUGCCCCUGCCCAUGCCCUGCUCAACUUGCACGACGACUGCUCCUACUCCGACUGCUCCGACUCACACCCUCUCAUUACAGUCCAAAUUGCGAAACCCGAAGAGACAAAAUUGUGCUCAGAAAGCCACUUCUGAACUGCAUUCUUGGGAACACACGCUGCUGACUGCCAUGCAUGUGCACUUGCACUGGAUCAUUGUAAUAUCAUAUUGUUUUUGGGACAAGAGAGGUGGAAGGAAGGUUCAAGGAACUAUAUGCAACAUUUAACUAAUUCAUUUAUCACCAUGUUUUUGUGCUGCCAACAUGGGAGGUAGAGGUAGAGGUAGAGGUAGAGGUAGAGGUAGUGGUAGUGGUAGUAUAUCAUAUCUGCUGCAUCUGAGAUGGGCUUGGCUUGGCUUGGCUUCUCCACUAAACUAGCUCACUGUAAAGACGUAUAAUCUAAUACUCAAUACCGACACAGUUCCUAAAAUCUUGCAA